AUGCUCCUGCGCCAUGAGCAACUAUCCGUCAUGAGAGACCCAAAUUUGAAUAUGGAACAAAACCCUACAGGGCAGGAAGCCAUCGCGCCAGCAGCUGAACCUCGAAGAGCUCGCGUAACAUUUGGUCCUGCGACAGAUGCGGACAUCCGUCCUCGUGAUGGGUCCCCCAGACCGGUGGCCGCACAUCACCGAUCCUUUACGAGCGUGGAAUCGCAGAGACCGGAUUUGACUUCCACUCCAGCACGACCAAACAGCUCGGCGGAGAAGACGACUGCUGCAGAUGGACCUCCGGAUCGAGCCUCGGUCGGACGACAGGCCCCAGCUCUGCAACGCACGAGGAGCGACUACGGACCAAGAUCAGGGGUCGACCGAUCAGUCUCAGGGGACGAUGAUGAUUUUGCAAUGAGGCAUGGAUGGCAGGAGGAGUAUACUUCAAGCGAGUACUUGAAGAUCCUGCAUUCGAACUUUUACAUGUACUUCACCGAAAAGCGCCAUGAGACGAGCGGUAUCCCCAAGGAACCGGAUGAAAGCUGGGCGAACCAGGACUGGCGUAUGAGGGAUCGUCUGAAGACAGUCUCCGCUGCGUUGGCCAUCUGCCUCAAUAUCGGCGUCGAUCCUCCCGAUGUUGUCAAGACGAACCCCUCGGCGAAGCUAGAAUGCUGGGUGGAUCCAACAGCAACCACCGGUGGCGGUCAAAACAAGAUAAUGGAGCAGAUUGGAAAGAAGUUGCAGGAGCAAUACGAGACCCUCAGCUUGAGGACAAGAUACAAACAGUAUCUGGACCCCUCUGUGGAUGAAACGAAGAAAUUCUGUAUCUCGCUUCGUCGAAAUGCCAAGGACGAGAGAGUGCUGUUCCACUACAAUGGUCAUGGAGUGCCACUGCCGACCCAAUCUGGCGAGAUCUGGGUUUUCAAUAAGAACUACACUCAGUACAUCCCAGUGUCGCUAUACGAUCUGCAGUCGUGGCUUGCAGGACCUAGUCUGUUCGUCUUUGACGUUUCUCAUGCCGGCAACAUUGUACACAAUUUCCACGCGUUUAUCGAAAAGCAUGAAAAGGAGAACAUGGAGGCAAAGAAGCGAGAUCCAAAUGCCCCCGUGCAGAAUUACAGCGACUGCAUUUUGCUGGCAGCUUGUCAAAAGAAUGAGACUCUACCUACCAAUCCCGACUUACCGGCCGAUCUGUUCACUUGCUGUCUAACCACUCCCAUUGAAAUCGCUCUUCGAUACUUUAUCCUGCAAAACCCUCUGCCGAUGAACAUCUCCAUUGAUGAGUUCAGAAUCCCCGGACGACUUCAGGAUCGCAGAAGUCCCCUUGGGGAGCUCAACUGGAUCUUCACGGCGAUUACCGACACUAUUGCGUGGAAUACCCUUCCACGGCCUUUGUUCAAGAAGCUCUUCCGACAGGACCUUAUGGUCGCGGCCCUGUUCCGGAAUUUCCUGCUCUCGGAACGCAUAAUGCGUACAUAUCAAUGUCACCCGAUGUCUUCGCCCGAGCUGCCAGAAACCCACAACCAUCCGCUUUGGCAAAGUUGGGAUUUAGCUAUCGAGAUGGUCUUGAACCAACUCCCGGCCCUGAUUGAGCAUGAGGAGGGACGCAGGCACUAUGAAUAUCAGCAUUCCACCUUCUUUGCCGAGCAAUUAACCGCGUUCGAGGUUUAUCUUUCGUCUGGUCCCACAGAGAAGAAUCCUCCCGAUCAGUUGCCGAUCGUUCUGCAAGUGCUCCUAAGUCAAGCACAUCGAUUGCGGGCUUUGAUUCUUUUAAGCAAGUUCCUCGAUCUUGGCCCCUGGGCGGUCCAUCUGGCUCUUAGCAUUGGUAUCUUCCCCUAUGUGGUCAAGCUGUUGCAGUCAGCCGCGCAGGAGCUCAAGCCAGUCAUGGUCUUCAUCUGGGCACGGAUAAUGGCAGUCGACCAUACCGUGCAGAAUGAUCUCUUGAAAGACAACGGUAUCCAUUACUUCAUCACGAUCUUGAACCCUUCAUCACCUAUUCCUGUCGGGAAUGCCAGUGAACAUCGAGCGAUGUGCGCAUUUAUCGUCUCUAUAUUCUGCAAGAAUUACCCUCAAGGCCAGAACGUGUGCCUUUCACCGGAGCUUUUCGACUCUUGCUUGAAGCACCUGACGGAUGUAGAGAAUCCUCUGCUUCGACAAUGGUCUUGCCUCUGCUUGAGCAUGCUCUGGCUGGAUUUCCCUGAUGCGAAAUGGAUGGGUAUCCGCUGCUCUGCCCCACAAAGACUUUGCGAGCUCAACUUCGAUCCAGUCCCUGAAGUACGAGCUGCUAUGCUGCAUGCCUUGACGAAUUUCCUCGGCAUCCCGGACCUGACGGACCAGGUUGCUCAGAUUGAGGAGUCCAUUGCUAUGGCGAUAUUGCCGAUGGCUGCGGAUGGAAGUGCGCUGGUCAGGAAAGAACUUCUGGUAUUUUUCUCGACCUUCGUGAAACGUUACCAAAACAAGUUUCUGGUCGCGGCAUAUGAGGAAUUGGUGGAGGAGAAACACAUGCUUCUCCGUAAACUCCAGGACGAAACAUCGCAUUCCCUUCACCUUAACGGGGGGGCUAUGCAAAACGGCGCCGAAGAUUCUCACGGCGAUUUCCACUCUCUGUCUCGCAAUACCACCUUUGGGACGAUUUGGAAGCAAUUGCUCAUUCUUUCCGUGGACCCGCAUCCUGACAUCGCCCAGGACGCCAGCAUAAUUGUUGACUAUAUCCACUUGGCGCUUUUGCAAUCUCCGAUGGCCAGUCUGACUGCCAAAAUCAGAGAUGAAAUUAUGGAAAUCACCAAUCGUCUUAAUUCAUCAAAGCCACAGUCUGCAGAAGCGCCCGAAACCAAAGCCUCGCGUCCAGGAACCCCACCGUCGCAGCCUCAGCAAAAACAAGAAGGGUACUUCUCAUUGAGCAUGAAGAGGACGGCUAGUGUUGCGGCUUCGCUCAAGAACCUUGCUUUUGGUAGUUCUUCAUCAACGGAGCAGAGACCUCCGUCUCCUAAACCGAAGACAUCCCCCGUCAAAGGCAGGGUGCCCAUAACCCCUCGAGGACGAGCUCCACCGGAAUGGACUAGACCUCCUGAGGUGAACGACGAGGUCGCUCCUGCUGCAGCAUAUCAUCAAGCUCCUACUCCAACCUCACGAGGAUUUGAACCCAGGGAUCCGCUUGCACCUCCUGUUAUACCCUUGAAGAGCAGAUUCCUUGAGUGGUCCACCGAGUAUUUCCGAGAACCACAGAUGAAGCCCAAUGAGCCCGAUGAGCCUGGCAGCGCUGACUACAACGAGCGUCUCUGGCGACGGAGCCGAAACGAAAAGAUUAUAGCAGAAACGCAACCGUUGAAGGAGAAAGCCGGCAGCAGUCGAUGGCAACAUUCAAUGGCAUUGUUGACAAAUGACACCCAGCCCAUGAAGUUGUGCUUCCAUCAAUUCGAGGACCAACUUGCAGUUGGAGAUGACAGAGACACUAUCUCAAUAUGGGAUUGGCAGCGAAACAUCCGCCUCAACCGCUUUUCGAACGGCAACCCACCUGGUUCCAAGAUAAAUGAGAUUCGGUACAUCAAUGAAGAUGAUCAAGCGCUGUUGAUGACAGGUUCAUCAGACGGCGUUUUGAAAAUCUUCAGAAAUUACGAAUCUCCAAAGGAUGUGGAAAUUGUCACUGCUUUCCGUGCCUUGCCAGAACUCAUUCCAAGCAACAGAAAUGCGGGCCUGGUUUUUGAUUGGCAACAAGGCCAAGGAAAGGUUCUGGUGGCUGGCGACGUGAAGGUGAUCAGGGUCUGGAACGCGGCUACUGAAGUUUGCACGACCGACAUAUCAGCACGUUCGGGGUCAUGCAUCACUUCUCUGACAUCGGAUCAAGUUGCCGGAAACAUCUUCGUUGCAGGAUUUGGAGAUGGGGCAGUGCGUGUUUUCGACCAACGCCUCAAGCCUACGACCGCCAUGGUCAAGGUCUGGCGUGAGCACAAGCAGUGGAUCACCAACGUCCACAUGCAGCGAGGUGGCGUGAGAGAGUUGAUCUCGGGAAGCCGGAACGGUGAGAUUCGACUGUGGGAUCUCCGAAUGAAUGAUCCGAUCAACACGAUCUACGCGACGAAAGAUACGCUACGCACGUUGAGUGUCCACGAACAUGCACCUGUCUUCACAAUGUAG
Rasamsonia emersonii CBS 393.64 is the source of this 4122-nucleotide messenger RNA. RefSeq names its product Meiotic regulator-interacting protein. Gene Ontology annotation, cellular component: TORC1 complex; cytoplasm. Bases 1 to 4122 code for a protein of 1373 amino acids. Gene Ontology annotation, biological process: regulation of autophagy; cellular response to amino acid stimulus; positive regulation of cell growth. The transcript has 6 exons. The record is from RefSeq and is a predicted model, not a curated record. Gene Ontology annotation, molecular function: protein binding; protein-macromolecule adaptor activity. NCBI's taxonomy places the organism in Eukaryota, Fungi, Ascomycota, Eurotiomycetes, Eurotiales, Trichocomaceae.